GCCAGCGGGGCGCAUGCGCGCGCUUCUCUGUUGCUUGAAGAGCGGAGGGGAGAGGGGCCUUUUUCCUUUUGCUCCUCCUGGCGCGCGCGCGCGCGGGGAUGGGAGGCCCGCACGCAGUUUCUCCCCUUGAUGGAUCAUCAAGUGAAAGGCUCCAGGAACUUGCAAAACCAAAGGCGAUAAAAGAUGUGUGGAACCUUUCUCGUAGAUUAGUCUGGGGAAAUCAAGAGACGAUUUGGCCCCUCGCCACAUGUGCUCUGACAAGUCAACCAAGUUCAAGGAUUCUGGCUCUGGCAAAACCCAAGGCAAAAUUGGAUGGAGCUCUCCAGUGCAGGUCUCUCUUCGUGUACAGCUGUGGUCGGGAGUCUGAGAUCUGGCAUCGCCCCCCAAAUCUGUAUUCUAUAAUGCCCUCCAAACGAAUACUGCAGCUAGCAGAACCUAGACAGUGCUUAAGAGACAUCUAUCUGAAUCAAAGGUGAGACUCUCAAACUGCAAGCUGUGUCACUAGUGUGUUCCAGCUGGAUUUCAACACAGUAUGAAAGCCUUUAAGAAGCAACCCUUCAGAAAGGCUCACAUUCUAACAUGUCAUUUGGUGCUGCCCCUCACAAAUGAGGAUGUUGCCUACAGCAUGGUGUGGUUUCACAGUGCCCAAAGUUUAGAAAAGCAAACUUUUGAGGACUACUUCCUGAACUGAGCAUGGGGGAAAUCUUAGGAGUUGUAUUCCAAAUAGCCUUCCUAAACUCUUCACAAUAUAUCAGUAAUGUGUUUAUGAGGGAGAAGAGGGUAGGUACCAGUAAUGUGGCUCUCACACACAAAUCUCAGACUUUUUCCCAGACUUAAUUAAUUCUUCCACUUGGGAGCUGCACCACAGUAGUGGUUUCCUGUUCCAUUGUCCAGUGUGAAUGGAUUCAUUGAAGGACAUUAAUCCAUGACUAGAGAACUAGGUACCUUGGUCCAAAUUUAUUUCUGUCUAUCUCUAGUGACCCUUGCAAGAAUAUAGUCUUCACUGUAGGUAUUUUGCUCUCCUAUCACCUGCUCUCAACAACUUGUACACAAGCCAACAAUACUCAUCUUGAUAACUGUCUCUGAAGUGUGGAGGGCAUGUGCUACCAUUUCAUCUGACAGGCAUUACUGCAGCUCAAUAAUGUUUCAACUUGCAUAUCUUUCAGCAUAUGGUACUUUAUAUCAAUUAUGCCUCAUUCCAAAGUUGGUCUUUGUCUGUGACAUUCUUGGCUGUCUUCAAAUAAUUGUGCAACUGCUACUUGCUUUUGGAUGCUUAAAUUGACUGUUACAUCUCUGUAAAAGGUGGAAUUUGUAAACUUCUUACCUAUGAUGCACCUAUGCAGUCAUUCUUCUUUUGUCAAUAUUUAUUGUUUAUUUCAAUGAGAAUGCUGCAUUGCAUUUAAAAAAACCCCAUGAAAUCAGGUGGAAUGAUGGGUGGAUGGUUGUUCUUCAAAUCUUGCAGUUAAUAUUGACAUCCCAUUUUCAAAUUGUUCUCCCCUGAAGAUGGCCAUGUUUAUAAUUCCUGUUUGAAAU
Molecule: messenger RNA, 1533 nt
Organism: Sceloporus undulatus (fence lizard)
Lineage: Eukaryota; Metazoa; Chordata; Lepidosauria; Squamata; Phrynosomatidae
Product: testicular haploid expressed gene protein-like
Exons: 5
Coding region: 99-476 (125 amino acids)
Source: RefSeq, a predicted model, not a curated record